GGGGGCCGGCGCGGGCCGAGAAAUGGCGGCGCCGGAUCCCGGGCGUUGGGGCGAGUGUGGACCGCGGCCGCCCGGUCGGCUGGGCGCCCGGGGCGGACAGGAGCCAGGGACCGUGCUGGGUGCGGUGGGCAUGAUGGACCUAGCCUAUGUGUGCGAAUGGGAGAAGUGGGCCAAGAGCACGUACUGCCCGUCGCUGCCCCUGGCCUGCGCCUGGUCCUGCAGGAACCUCAUUGCCUUCACCACAGACCUACGCAAUGAUGACCAGGACCUCACACACAUGAUUCAUAUCCUUGACACAGAACAUCCCUGGGAAGUGCACUCUGUCAGCUCUGGCCACAGUGAGGCCAUCACCUGCCUGGAAUGGGACCAGUCAGGGUCCCGGCUCCUGUCUGCCGAUGCUGACGGGCAGAUCAAAUGUUGGAGCAUGGCUGACCACCUGGCCAACAGCUGGGAGAGCUCCGUGGGCAGCCAGGUGGAAGGGGACCCCAUCGUGGCUCUGUCCUGGCUGCAUAACGGGGUGAAACUGGCACUGCACGUAGAGAAGUCUGGUGCCUCCAGCUUCGGAGAAAAGUUCUCCCGGGUGAAAUUCUCCCCGUCUCUCACGCUGUUUGGUGGCAAGCCGAUGGAGGGUUGGAUUGCGGUGACAGUCAGCGGCCUGGUCACUGUGUCCCUCCUGAAGCCCAGCGGGCAGGUGCUGACGUCCACGGAGAGCCUGUGCCGGCUGCGUGGCCGAGUGGCACUGGCCGACAUCGCCUUCACAGGCGGUGGGAACAUCGUUGUGGCCGCUGCGGACGGCAGCAGUGCAUCGCCCGUGAAGUUCUACAAGGUGUGCGUGAGCGUGGUGAGCGAGAAGUGCCGCAUCGACACGGAGAUCCUGCCCUCGCUGUUUAUGCGCUGCACCACCGACCCCAACCGCAAGGACCGGUUCCCUGCCAUCACACACCUCAAGUUCCUGGCGAGAGACAUGUCUGAGCAGGUGCUCCUGUGUGCAUCCAGCCAGACCAGCAGCCUGGUGGAGUGCUGGUCCCUUCGGAAAGAGGGCCUUCCUGUGAACAACAUCUUCCAGCAGAUCUCGCCUGUGGUUGGUGACAAACAGCCCAUGAUCCUCAAGUGGCGGAUCCUGUCAGCCACCAACGACCUGGACCGUGUAUCAGCUGUGGCACUGCCGAAACUGCCCAUCUCACUCACCAACACUGACCUCAAGGUGGCCAGUGACACCCAGUUCUAUCCAGGCCUUGGCUUGGCGCUGGCCUUCCAGGACGGCAGCGUGCACAUGGUGCAUCGGCUAUCCCUUCAGACCAUGGCUGUAUUCUACAGCUCGGCCCCACGCUCUCUGGAUGAGCCUGCCCUGAAGCGCCCACGCACCACAGGCCCCGCCGUACACUUCAAGGCCAUGCAGCUGUCCUGGACUUCGCUGGCCCUGGUGGGCAUCGAUAACCACGGGAAGCUCAGCAUGCUGCGCAUCUCUCCGUCCCUGGGCCACGCGCUGGAGCCCAAGCUAGCCCUGCAGCACCUGCUGUUCCUGCUGGAGUACUGCAUGGUGACCGGCUACGACUGGUGGGACAUCCUGCUCCACGUGCAGCCAGGCAUGGUGCAGAGCCUGGUGGAGCGGCUGCACGAGGAGUACACACGCCAGAAGCCUGCCCUACAACAGGUCCUCUCCACCCGGAUCUUGGCCAUGAAGGCCUCGCUGUGCAAGCUGUCACCCUGCACCGUGGCUCGUGUGUGUGACUACCACACCAAGCUGUUCCUCAUGGCUAUCACAUCCACUCUCAAGUCGCUGCUGCGCCCACACUUCCUCAACACCCCUGACAAGAGCCCUGGAGACCGCCUGGCCGAGAUCUGUGCCAAGAUCACUGAUGUUGACAUCGACAAAGUCAUGAUCAACCUGAAGACAGAAGAGUUUGUCCUAGACAUGAACACUUUGCAGGCGCUGCAGCAGUUGCUACAAUGGGUGGGAGACUUCGUGCUCUACCUCCUGGUCAGCCUGCCCAACCAGGGUGCUGAGCACAGUUCUGGCCUCCCCGACUCUGCCAGCCAUGGCCCUGUGCUGAGGUCACAUGUGUCCCCUGACUUCACCAAGGGCUCCGCACUGAGGCCGGGCCACAGCUUCCUCCGGGAUGGUGCCUCACUGGGUAUGCUGCGGGAAUUGAUGGUUGUCAUCCGAAUAUGGGGCCUACUGAAGCCCAGUUGCCUGCCCGUCUAUACAGCCACCUCAGACACCCAGGACAGCAUGUCCCUGCUCUUCCGGCUGCUCACCAAGCUGUGGAUUUGCUGCCGUGACGAGGGCCCAGCCAGUGAGCCCGAUGAGGGCUUGGUGGACGAAUGCUGCCUGCUGCCCAGCCAGCUGCUGGUCCCCAGCCUGGACUGGCUUCCUGCCAGUGACGGCCUGGUCAGUCGCCUGCAGCCCAAACAGCCCUUGCGCCUGCGCUUCGGCAGGGCACCCACCCUGCCCAGCAGCACCUCCACCCUGCAGCUGGACGGCCUCACCAGGGCCCCUGGGCAGCCCAAGAUCGACCACCUUCGGAGGCUACACCUGGGUGCCUACCCCACGGAAGAGUGCAAAGCCUGCACCAGGUGUGGCUGUGUCACCAUGCUGAAGUCACCCAACAAGACAACUGCUGUGAAACAGUGGGAACAGCGGUGGAUCAAGAAUUGCCUGUGUGGUGGGCUGUGGCGGAGAGUGCCUCUCAGCUGUUCCUGAGCCACAGUCUGCGUAUGUACAGCCACUCUCUGAACAGAUGCAGGGGACUGUCUGUGAUGAAACAUUGACAUCCCCACUGGGGCACUGGCACCGGCAGCAGCCUGGGUCUGCCCCUUCUCGGGGCGUGUGCGUCUCCAGUCCCAUGGUUUUAUCCAGCCCAGCUUGAAGGAGCUGGGCCGCUCUGUGUUCAUCCUUUAAAACACCACAGCCCAUAUGCCCCUGUCCUGGUUGGGGUGUCUGCCUCAGUUUCCCUUUGGGACCUAUGGGAGGGGAAGACUAGCCCAAUAAAGUUCUCUUGUACCCCAGG
Messenger RNA from Rattus rattus (black rat), 3011 nucleotides. It is a transcript of the gene Med16, whose product is annotated as mediator complex subunit 16. The transcript has 16 exons. NCBI's taxonomy places the organism in Eukaryota, Metazoa, Chordata, Mammalia, Rodentia, Muridae. The coding region runs from base 23 to 2704 and encodes 893 amino acids. Gene Ontology annotation, molecular function: protein binding. Gene Ontology annotation, biological process: positive regulation of DNA-templated transcription. Gene Ontology annotation, cellular component: mediator complex. The record is from RefSeq and is a predicted model, not a curated record.